Molecule: messenger RNA, 2973 nt
Organism: Haliaeetus leucocephalus (bald eagle)
Lineage: Eukaryota; Metazoa; Chordata; Aves; Accipitriformes; Accipitridae
Gene: EPHA6
Product: EPH receptor A6
Exons: 18
Coding region: 1-2973 (990 amino acids)
Biological process (GO): cell surface receptor protein tyrosine kinase signaling pathway; protein phosphorylation; axon guidance
Cellular component (GO): neuron projection; plasma membrane
Molecular function (GO): transmembrane-ephrin receptor activity; ATP binding; protein binding
Source: RefSeq, a predicted model, not a curated record
AUGACAGAAGUGAUGCAAAAUACAUGUAGCAGCUUUCAGCACUUUGUGUUACUUGAUACUACAGCUGCCCUUGGAGAACUAGGAUGGAAAACAUUUCCUUUAAAUGGGUGGGAUGCCAUAACUGAAAUGGAUGAACACAAUCGUCCCAUUCAUACUUACCAGGUAUGUAAUGUGAUGGAACCAAACCAAAACAACUGGCUUCAAACAAACUGGAUCUCCCGUGAUGCUGCACAGAAGAUUUACGUGGAAAUGAAGUUUACCCUGAGGGACUGCAACAGUAUUCCAUGGGUACUGGGAACCUGCAAGGAAACUUUCAAUCUCUACUAUAUGGAGUCAGAUGAGUCUCAUGGAGUAAAAUUCAAGACAAACCUGUACACUAAAAUUGAUACUAUUGCAGCUGAUGAGAGCUUUACCCAGAUGGACUUGGGUGACCGCAUUCUUAAACUCAACACAGAAGUUCGUGAGGUUGGGCCAAUAAAUAAGAAAGGAUUUUAUCUUGCUUUUCAGGACAUUGGAGCAUGUAUCGCUUUGGUCUCAGUCCGUGUUUAUUACAAAAAGUGCCCUUUCACGGUCCGUAAUUUGGCUAUGUUUCCUGAUACUAUUCCAAGGGUUGAUUCUUCCUCUCUGGUGGAAGUACGGGGCUCCUGUGUGAAGAGUGCUGAGGAACGUGAUACUCCAAAAUUGUAUUGUGGAGCAGACGGGGAUUGGCUUGUGCCUCUAGGACGAUGCAUCUGCAGUGUAGGAUAUGAAGAAGUAGAUGGCUCCUGCCAUGCUUGCAGGCCAGGAUUCUAUAAAGCAUUUGCUGGAAAUGUAAAGUGCUCCAAGUGCCCUCCACACAGUUUGACUUAUGUAGAAGCAACUUCUGUCUGUCAGUGUGAGAAAGGUUACUUCAGAGCUGAGAAGGACCCACCAACUAUGGCAUGUACCCGGCCACCUUCUGCUCCGAGGAAUGUGAUUUUUAACAUUAAUGAAACAGCUCUCAUGUUGGAAUGGAGCCCCCCGAGUGAUACUGGAGGAAGAAAAGAUCUCACUUACAGUGUCAUCUGUAAGAAAUGCGGGUCAGAUGCCAGCCAGUGUGAGAUUUGUGGGGGAGGUAUCCGUUUCAUCCCCAGGCACACAGGUCUCAUCAACUCCUCUGUGACAGUGCUUGACUUUGUGUCGCAUGUGAACUACACCUUUGAAAUAGAAGCCACAAAUGGGGUCUCAGAGCUGAGUUUCUCUCCCAAGCAGUUCACAGCUAUCACAGUUACCACAGACCAAGAUGCACCGUCCUUGAUAGGUAUGGUAAGGAAGGACUGGGCUUCCCAAAACAGCAUUGCCCUCUCUUGGCAAGAGCCGGACUUUCCCCAUGGAGCAAUUCUGGACUACGAGAUCAAGUACUAUGAGAAAGUCUACCCACGGAUAGCGCCGGCAUUUUGGCACUACCUGAGGGUAGAAGAGCAUGAGCAGCUCAGCUAUUCCUCCACAAGGUCCAAGGCUCCAAGUGUUAUCAUCACAGGUCUCAAGCCAGCCACCAAGUAUAUAUUUCAUAUCAGAGUCAGGACGGCAGCAGGAUACAGCGGCUAUAGCCAGAAGUUUGAAUUUGAAACUGGAGAUGAAACUUCUGAUAUGGCUGCAGAGCAGGGACAGAUUCUUGUAAUUGCCACUGCUGCUGUUGGUGGAUUCACUCUCCUGGUCAUCCUCACUUUGUUCUUCCUGAUCACUGGGAGGUGCCAAUGGUACAUAAAGGCCAAAAUGAAAUCUGAAGAGAAAAGAAGGGCUCAUUUGCAAAAUGGACAUUUACGUUUCCCGGGAAUCAAAACAUAUAUUGAUCCAGACACGUAUGAAGACCCAUCUCUUGCUGUCCAUGAGUUUGCAAAGGAGAUAGAUCCUUCAAGAAUUCGUAUUGAAAGAGUUAUUGGGGCAGGUGAGUUUGGAGAAGUAUGCAGUGGACGUCUGAAGACACCAGGAAAAAGAGAGAUACCUGUUGCAAUUAAAACUCUAAAAGGUGGCUAUGUGGACAGGCAGAGAAGAGAUUUCCUGAGAGAGGCUAGUAUCAUGGGACAAUUUGAUCACCCAAAUAUAAUUCGCCUUGAAGGAGUUGUUACAAAAAGCAGACCAGUAAUGAUUGUAGUUGAAUACAUGGAGAAUGGAUCCCUUGACUCCUUUCUGCGGAAGCAUGAUGGCCACUUCACAGUCAUCCAGUUGGUUGGCAUGCUGCGGGGGAUUGCAUCUGGUAUGAAGUACCUCUCAGACAUGGGCUACGUACACCGUGAUCUGGCAGCCCGUAAUAUCUUGGUCAACAGUAACCUCAUGUGUAAAGUCUCUGAUUUUGGUUUGUCACGAGUGUUAGAGGAUGAUCCUGAAGCCGCUUACACAACAAGCGGUGGAAAAAUCCCCAUAAGGUGGACUGCUCCUGAAGCUAUAGCUUACCGGAAGUUCUCUUCGGCAAGCGACGCAUGGAGCUAUGGGAUUGUAAUGUGGGAGGUGAUGUCCUACGGUGAGAGACCAUACUGGGAGAUGUCCAAUCAGGAUGUUAUACUCUCUAUUGAAGAAGGCUACAGGCUUCCAGCUCCCAUGGGGUGCCCAGCUUCUCUUCACCAACUAAUGCUUCACUGCUGGCAAAAGGAGAGGAACCACCGUCCAAAGUUUAGUGACAUUGUCAGCUUCCUAGACAAACUGAUCCGCAAUCCGAGCACCCUUCAUAACCUAGUGGAGGACGUACUUGUAAUGCCAGAUUCACCUGGUGAAGUUCCAGAAUAUCCUUUGUUUGUUUCAGUCAGUGACUGGCUGGAGUCCAUAAAAAUGGGUCAGUAUAAAAAUAACUUCAUGGCAGCAGGUUUCACAACUUUGGAUAUGGUUUCAAGAAUGAAUAUUGAUGACAUUAGAAGAAUUGGAGUUGUACUCAUUGGACACCAGAGACGAAUAGUCAGCAGUUUACAGACUUUGCGGUUACACAUGAUGCACAUACAGGAGAAAGGAUUUCAUGUAUGA